Messenger RNA from Necator americanus (New World hookworm), 951 nucleotides. RefSeq lists its product as uncharacterized. Gene Ontology annotation, cellular component: U2-type catalytic step 1 spliceosome. Gene Ontology annotation, biological process: mRNA splicing, via spliceosome. The record is from RefSeq and is a predicted model, not a curated record. NCBI's taxonomy places the organism in Eukaryota, Metazoa, Nematoda, Chromadorea, Rhabditida, Ancylostomatidae. The coding region runs from base 1 to 951 and encodes 316 amino acids. The transcript has 9 exons.
AUGACCGGGACAGAGCGCAAAGUUUUUCAGAAAUACUACCCUCCCGACUAUGAUCCUACUAAACUACCGAGAGCUAAAGGGACGAGAGCACGGCAGUUUGUCCAACGAGUUAUGACCCCUUUCAACAUGCAGUGUAACACUUGCCAUGAGUACAUUUAUAAAGGGAAAAAAUUCAAUAUGAAAAGAGAAACGGUAGAAGGAGAGGACUACCUGGGACUGAGAUUGUUUAGAUUCUAUUUCAAAUGUCCGAACUGCUUGGCAGAAAUUACUUUCAAAACCGAUCUGGAGAACUGUGAUUAUCAGAAUGAGCACGGGGCCACUCGAUUAUUCGAAGCUAUCAAAAUGUACCAAGACGCUGAAAAAGCUAAGGAAGCCCAAGAAGAAGAAGACAAAAAAGAUCCGAUGAAAAUGCUCGAAAAAAGAACGAUGAUGAGUCGCGCUGAGAUGGAGGCUAUGGGAAACCUCGAGGAUCUGCAAGAGAUUAGUAGACACAAGGAAUCUGUAGAUGUUGAUGACUUCUUGGAGGCUACCAAACCUGAGUUAACAAUUGCUGAACAGAUAAAAUUGCAGGAGGAGGAGGAUGAGGCAUUAAUCAGGAACAUCUAUGGAAGGACGAGCGAUGGGAAGAUAAUGAAACGGUUAGACGAAGAAGAGGAAGAGGAGAAGCCUGGAACAAGCGGAUUGCUGACAACGAAAGAACCUCCUGACAUCAAGCCGGUUGACAUAAAGCCAACGUUUAGUAAGGAUAUUCCCAAACGAGCCAAUGAUCAAAAGGCGCUGUUGUCGAAGUUGGUAACUGUCAAAAAGAAAAAGGUUGAAGUGAAGGAAGAACCUGUCGAUGAUCUUCCUAUACCUCCGCCUUCCACAUCCACUCGGUCAGAAAUGAAGCCAUCAAGUGGCCUGCUAGGGCUCUGUGGCUACGGAAGUGGAAGCGGAACUGACUCGGAUUGA